GCAUCCGUCCACGGCGCCUGAUCGAAAAUACCAACAAACGGUCGAAUUUAAGGGAAUUUAACGUAUUUUUUGGCGUUAACGUUAAUAUAACGUCAAUAUAACGUCAACGUUAAUAUAACGGCACAUAAUUUAGUGUUUUCAAAGAAGAAAUCGGGUAAUCGUUUUAAAAACGUCAUUUCCCAGCUACACUUUCGCGGUAACUAUGGUAACGAGGUUAGUGGUGGGUGUAGAAGCGGAGUUGUCCCUGUAAAUCUGUGUAAGUAGCGAUGUCUGAGCUCAAACACGGUAACAGUUCGUCUUUAAGUAACGACGAAGGUCACUCGACUCCGGAUAUUUUGAUUUCUGACAGCGACCGAAGGUUUUUCCAGUCUUUGUGCGAGUUUAUCGCUCAUGAGAAACGGUACCUGCAGUGUCCACAGGAGGGCGCGGACGAGCUCAGGUACAGCGUGUACCGGACUGCGUUCAGCAAGGUGAUUGCACGAUCGACGACGUAUAAGAAACUUCUGUUGACCAUAAAGGGAGAGUAUGACGACGCGAUCAGGGAGCUGCAGAGGAGGGAGGGUGAGGCCAGGAUGGUUCGGAGAAAUCUGGAGGCCUCGACGUCACAUCCAAGAUCACUGAUCACCUGCCAGAGACGAGCCGCCGAGCUGAGGGAGAGAAUCUCCGCCCAUCAGAGCAAAACAGCAGAACUUAAAGAGGAGAUCAAGAGAUGGAAAUCAUCUGUAGAGCAGAGCACAUGGAUUCCUGGUCUGACAGUGGCUGAGUCGGUGGAUCUCGAAGCUCUGGACAGACAUCUGAAGCAUCUUGAGGUCCAGAGAGCUGCUCUGCUGGACGAGAAGAGUCACCGCGUCUCUCUGGAGGUCAAAGCCGAGCUGGACGCCGAACUGCAGGCUGCCGAGCGCCACAGAGAUCAGCUGCAGACGAAGAACAACCAGCUGAACGUCCUACACAAGCGUCUGAGGUUCGUGUCUGGCCAUCUGCACACCUGGGAGGACAAGAAGCUCGUCCCUCUGGAGGAACUCCUCAGAUCCAUGCUGGAGGACGUCGGACAGCUCAGCGUGACGGACGAUGAAGCCCGCGGCAUCGACACCGAGCUGUUCGAGGACGAAGAGCCGACUGGAGUCAACGAGUCCAGAUUCCGGACAGAUUACCUGCACAGGUUUACUGAGCUCUUUGAUUCAGCUCGGUACGAGGAAGCUGCUCUCCACGCUGCGAGAUCUCCUCGAGGAUUCCUGAGGAACCUCGACACCAUGGAGAUGUUUAAAGGUGUGAAGGGGCCCCCGUCGUCUGCCCCCCCUCUCCUGCUCUUUUUCGAGGCCCUGCUGACGACCCUCUCAGUCGGCGACAAGCUCUCAGCUGCUCUCUCUCUGCAUUUCACCCGCUGUGCCCUGGAGCACGGCGCCACGCAGCUCCUCACCCACGCCGUCAACACUAACAAACUGACCUUCUGCGAGGAUCUGGGCGACGUCCUGACCGAGCACGCUCAGAAGAACCGACGUGCGGCUGACAGGUAUUUGGCGUUUGCCAACGUCGCCUACGAGGCCUGCGGGCUUGACAGGAAGGUCGCACUGAGCAUGUGCAUGAGAGGCCUGACCCACAGCGCCGCCAGUUUCAUGAAGGAACGCAAGAACUUCACAGCUGAGGACUCCAUGUGGGUCCUGAGUCGCUGGCCCAGCCUCCCCCUCCUCCGGCUGUUGACGGAUCCUGAGCCGGGCCACGCGGCCCUCUUGUCAGUGGGUGUGGCCUGUUCCACUCUGCUGGCGGACCCUCGGCAGCCCGAGCUAGCUCUGCAGCUCCUGGACGGCUUCGUCAGCAGAGGACGAGGGGUUUUGGAGAAGGUGAUCCUGGAGGACAGCCGAUCCUCAGUGGACGUUUGGACCAUCGUGUCGUCUCUGUGCUUUAAGAUGAACCGUGUUGACCUGAGUCAGGCCAUCCGGUCCGUCCUGCUGGACCAGAGCGGGACCGGGGCCUUGUCCCCGGACCUGGAGGGAGCUCGGAUGAUGGAACACAUCUUCCUGUGAAAAGACGUCACACAGGGAGGAGAAGUUCAAACUUUCAGACUCUCAGUGGUGAAAAAGUAAAACCACUUCUGUGUUUUCUGCCUCCUGUUCAUUGAAAACUAUUAUCCUGUACCAGUUCUCCUCACCUUAUCACAGACACGCCCGAUCUGUGAUCCCAGCGUUAUCUGAACAACCUUCGACCUCCGGCUGAGUCAGUGAAAUGACUCAGGUAAAAAUCUGAAACAGUGACGUCUGACGGCCAGCAGGUGGCGAACAGAUUGACAAACUGAAGCCUGAAGACUGAGCGUGGCCUUCACACACACCUACAGAGGCCAAGUGAUGUUUGUUAAGUGUCAUUUUAAUUGUAAUAAUAAUUAUGAUGCCGUUUACUGAUGAAAGAAAGACUAACUAAUGGAAGAAGAGCGGGUAGCAGCCUCUGUGGACAUGAUGACAGAGGAGAGGAGAGUGAAGAGAAAGCUGAGAAGAGAUAA
Larimichthys crocea (large yellow croaker) is the source of this 2491-nucleotide messenger RNA. Its product is annotated as clathrin heavy chain linker domain-containing protein 1. The transcript has 11 exons. Lineage: Eukaryota; Metazoa; Chordata; Actinopteri; Sciaenidae. The record is from RefSeq and is a predicted model, not a curated record. Bases 267 to 2021 code for a protein of 584 amino acids.